UGCGAACGCGCCUCAACACUCGUAAACGUCACCGAAGAGCUAGUCGAAGCAGAAGUCUGUUUUCCAUCGGAAUAGUCAACCUCAGAAGCUCCAGUUAACUAGUGGUAGCUCCACGUUAUAUUAUUUUUCCCUUAGAUCACUUUCACAAAAAAUCCGAGAGCCAUGGCUGUCGACGAUGAGAGGAAACGUAUCGAGGAUGAAAGGAAAAGAAAACAAGCAGAGACGGACCGAAAACGAGCUGAAGUUCGUGCUCGUCUCGAGGAAGCGUCCAAAGCUAAAAAGGCCAAGAAAGGUUUUAUGACCCCAGAGAGAAAGAAGAAACUCAGGUUGCUGUUGCGUAAGAAAGCCGCUGAAGAGUUGAAAAAAGAGCAGGAAAGAAAAGCUGCCGAGAGACGGCGUAUCAUCGAACAACGUUGUGGAAAACCUAGACCUAUUGAAGAUGCUAAUGAAGAAACUCUGAAGCGUGUUCUACGCGAAUACCACACUAGGAUCUGUGAGUUGGAGGAUAAGAAAUUCGACAUCGAGUAUAUUGUCAAGAAGAAAGAUUUCGAGAUCUCCGAUUUGAACAGCCAAGUUAAUGAUCUCCGAGGAAAAUUCAUGAAGCCGACUUUGAAAAAAGUAUCCAAGUACGAAAGCAAAUUCGCUAAGUUACAAAAGAAAGCAGCUGAAUUCAACUUCCGCAAUCAACUAAAGCAAGUGAAGAAAAAAGAAUUCACCUUGGAAGAAGAAGAUAAAGAGCCCAAGAAAUCCGAGAAAGCUGAAUGGCAGACCAAGAAGUAGCUGGAUGUCACAUGAGAAAGGAGACUUGAUACUUAAUUGAUUUAUAAAUAAUACAUUAUUCAAUAAUAAUAAGAAAAAAUAUUUUAAAAAUAAUCACGAGCGCGUUGAUAUUUUUUUUUUACUUCACGAGGUACAAACGUUCGAACACCCGCUGAUGAAAAAAUUUAUUUGUUACUAAAGUAUUUUUUUUCAGAUUCGAGUAUAAUUGGCAUGCGAUUAUUUUUAAAUUUAACACUACUCUGUCAAAAAAAAAACAAAUACAAGCUUACACUGUCAAUUCUUCACUGUAAAUAUAUUUCUUCGCUAUAAA
Molecule: messenger RNA, 1090 nt
Organism: Cotesia glomerata
Lineage: Eukaryota; Metazoa; Arthropoda; Insecta; Hymenoptera; Braconidae
Product: troponin I-like
Exons: 9
Coding region: 163-780 (205 amino acids)
Biological process (GO): muscle contraction
Cellular component (GO): troponin complex
Source: RefSeq, a predicted model, not a curated record